This is a messenger RNA of Phasianus colchicus (ring-necked pheasant), 5831 nucleotides long. It is a transcript of the gene TMEM163, whose product is annotated as transmembrane protein 163. Gene Ontology annotation, cellular component: synaptic vesicle membrane. NCBI's taxonomy places the organism in Eukaryota, Metazoa, Chordata, Aves, Galliformes, Phasianidae. The record is from RefSeq and is a predicted model, not a curated record. Gene Ontology annotation, molecular function: zinc ion binding.
GGGACGGGCGGCGCGGGGAGGCGGCACCGCUCUCCCACCUGCCCACCCCCGGCGGCGGCGAGGUUAGCGAUGAGGCGGCCGCGGGGAGCGGCCGGAGGAGUUUGUCCGCUCCCCGUCUCCCCGAUGCUCUGAGCCGGAGCCGCCUCCUCCCUCCGGGCUCGCGCCCGGGCUGGAUGCUCCGCUCGCUCCUCGCUCCGCGACCGCCGCCCGACUCCCGCGAGCCAUGGAGCCGCCCGCAGCCGCCCUGGACAGCACCCCGGACCCCGCCAUCGUGCAGCCCCCCGGGAGCAGCCCGCCCGCGCCUCCCCGGGAGCAGCAGCAACAGCAGGAGCAGCUGCGGAUCGGGGAGAGCGGGCAGUUCGGCGAGGGGCCGGAGGACAGAGGUUUACUAGAAAGCAGUACAAGGCUAAAACCUCAUGAAGCUCAAAGCUACAGAAAGAAGGCAUUGUGGGUUUCCUGGGUCUCCAUUAUUGUCACACUGGCUCUUGCAGUGGCUGCUUUCACUGUCUCCGUAAUGAGAUACAGUGCAUCAUCAUUUGGAUUUGCUUUUGAUGCUACCCUGGAUGUUUUGUCAUCAGCGAUAGUUUUGUGGCGUUACAGCAACGCAGCUGCUGUACAUUCUGCACACAGGGAGUACAUAGCCUGUGUUAUCUUGGGUGUCAUAUUCCUCCUAUCAUCUAUAUGUAUUGUGAUCAAAGCUAUCCACGAUCUUGCAAAGAAGGUUCUUCCAGAAGUGGAUGACUUUCUGUAUAGUGUCUCCGUUUUAAGUGGCAUCCUCUGCACUGUUUUGGCAGUAAUCAAGUUUAUGCUGGGCAAGGUCCUUACAAGCAGAGCACUGAUAACUGAUGGCUUCAACUCUCUUGUAGGUGGAAUAAUGGGAUUUUCCAUCCUUCUUAGUGCAGAAGUCUUUAAACACAAUUCUUCUGUCUGGUAUCUGGAUGGCAGUAUAGGAGUUUUAAUUGGACUUACAAUAUUUGCCUAUGGAAUCAAGUUGCUUAUUGAUAUGGUGCCCCGUGUACGGCAAACGCGCCACUAUGAAAUGUUUGAGUGAAGAUCACACAGCUCUUCUUUGUAAGGACUCUAAAACUACAGCAGUUUUGGCAAGUGGUGCCAAUGGUAUUUUAUUAAAUAUGCCGUUUGUUUCCCGUGGUUAGUUUUUGUUAAAGUUUGUUUUAAUGGGAAAUCUCUCUGUAAAAUUGGCAUAUGUGCACACUGCUUGCAAUUCAGUGAAACAGCAGCAUUUUUCUUUCAGAUAUGCUAUUGAUUCCUGUGAUGAUAGAAAACUUGCAGUUUGCAGUUUUAACCCAGCUGCCACAUUGUAUAUUCUGGAGUGAAAGUGUUCUUAAUGAUGUGAUAAACCUGUGGGUAAAGAAGUGCCAGUUUCAGAUCUUGUUUUUUUGCCCUGGCCUGUAUUUUCCUAAACACAUGCUGUAACAGAAGUGCAAUCCUUGCUAACCUCUUUGGCUAACGGAAUAUCCUGUUAUAAAGACAGACUCCAAGAGCUGUGUUGCUUUGAAACACUUACCUGGGAUCUCCCUUCAACCCUUUUUAAAUAGGCCCACUGAAAGAGUGGUUUCAAACCUUUUUGGGAUCAGAGCGGUUCUUCAUUUUAGCCCUAACCUGAGUGAAACAAUACCUCUUCAACUUAAAUUCUAUUUUUUCUUAAGAAGACACUGUUGAUUGCUUUGCAUGGACCAAACUAGCACACACAGUAUUACUGUACAGACCAAAGCCAAGAAGUCUUGCAAGGAAGAGAAGUUGCUUGAGGAAUGGGACUUUUUAUUCUAUUAUACUUUACACAGACAUGUCGGUGUGUGUGACUGUGGUUGCUCUGUAGUCUGAUGAUGGCACAGCAGUGGCUCAACUGGGUGGUGAGAUAGAGAUCUAUUUAUUAGAUUUAGAUUGUUCUGUAAAGUGUUGCUCACCUUCCAUCGCACAUCUUAUGUAUUACUUACUAGCAGGUUAAAUUAUCAAAGAAACUUGAUGUAUAAACAAUAAAACUGGUAUCUAUUUUAUACAAUACCGUAAGUAACAUUUAAAAACUAUUUCCAGAAUGUACCAUAGAGCAAAGUCUUCCUGUAUAGCAGCCAAUUAAACUGGAUUCUCUGGCUAUAUCCAUUUUCUCUUUAUUUUAUAUAUUUCAGGUUGGCUUUCACAACACAGAGCCAGUAUAUUGCUUCUGUUUAUCACAGGUGGAUUAAAAAUAGCAGACAGUCCACCACAGUGGUUGAAAUUGGAUUGUGGUAAGUAGCCAAGUAGCUAGAAAUCCCCAUUUUUAGCUCCUCUACAAUAGAUUAUGUAAAUGAGAGUAGAUCUAUAAUGAGACUGUUCAGUGACUGAUGUACACUGUUUACAUAGUUUACUGAUGCACUGUGUUAUCUACAACCAUAUUUCCCUUCAAAUGUCACAGAGCAAGUUCUCAGCCAGGUUCCCCAGGGUCCUUAUUAAAGGCAAGCUCCCAGUGAUGCGUGUAGGAAGAGACACCAAAAGGUGUCACCGAGCUGACAGUGUCAGUGUGAGGUGCACAGCACUGGCACGAUGGCACUUGCUGUCUCUUGAAACAGAACAGAAAAGUCUUUACUGCAAAAUGAAUUCUGUUCUGCUUCUAUAGUUGGCAUAUUUUGGAUUAAGUUUAUAUAAUUGUUUGUAUACAAGCUCCUUAAUAUUGUUACUAUCAGUGUCCUGGUGCUACUUGAGCCUUUGCUGGCGCCGGAUGAUGACACACCAUCACACGUCACUCAGCGUAAGAUGGAAGCACAGCACUCGACAAGACAAAGGAGGUACUUUAUGAGUUUAUUCAGCAGAAGGAUGUAUUGUACAGGAAUCGUCCCUGUCCUCAUUAGGUGGACUUCUAAAUAUCACGUACUGCCCCCAAAUACUUUCUUCAUGCACAAGUUCCUAAUUCCUUAUGCUUUUGCUUAGUCUUGAUAUUUUCCCAUUCUGUUUCUUUUCUAACUCCAAGUCCACUGAAGAGAGCCAUGGAAAAGGCAUCUCCCUGCUGAUUAACUCAGUUUUGUCAAGCAUCGUCAGUACCAGAAUCAUAGAACCAGACCCUGAACAUAGCUAUUUUAUGUAUUUCUUAUUUUUUGCUGGUUUUACUAGUACUGUUUACCCUUUUCCACCUCUCCAGGGAUUCUGUUGCUUCUCUAGUCCCAGUGUCAGUCAUUAAGUGACACUUAGGAACUGCCCAAAGCACUGCUCCGCAAGGCUAUGCGCUACAGCAGCCAGGUUCUAGCACAGACCCCAGCACCCAGAAGAGCAACAAGAAGGUAAAACGGGUUGUGGUGAGACACCUAACUGCAGUGAGCUUGGUGGCAGAGAACUCCUACUUCAUGGAGGGAACAUAGGACAUUAAACCAGCUCACAUUUUAAAGAAGCCUGUUAAAAUACUGAGUGCGGUGUGUGCACAGGGACCUUUGAAUGUGUUCAUCCAUGAAGCAAAGCUGAGGGAAUAUUCCUUCCUAAGAGGAUGGUUGUAAGUGCAGACUCCAGCUGCACAGCCCUUGAAAAUGAGAUGUGGUUGAACAAGCUCAUACUUCUCUUAUCACAGUAACAUAAACCAAAUGCAGAAGUAUUUCAGUUGCCAUGGAUGCUUCAAAACACUUCUGGUAUUAGCAGAUUAACACAAGAAAAUAAGUAAAAUACUUGAGACUUCAAAGGCAAAAGACCAGGCAAUAGUGAUACACAGAAAUGAGCACAAAUCCAUACUGCCAUACUUUUUAUGGCUCAUUACAAUUGAAAUGAAAAUAAAUGCUCAUCCAGUUUACCAGGAUGCUCUGCUCCAGCCAGGCACCCUCGAAGGUAAAAUUUUCAAUAGUAGCUUUCUCUGUUACUUGUCUGGGCCAGCUGCUCUGUAAUUAUGAGAUAACAAGCAGGUUCCAGCCACACUCACUGAAGGUUGAAUUUCCAACAGCAGGGGUAGCCUGGGAGCACUUGGAUCACCUUAACCUUGGUACUGCCCAACACAGCAUUGGUGACUGCAAGCUUGUCAAACUGACAGAUGCUCUCUGUUGUGCAGAGGGCAUAGAGAAUGAAGUUCAUACAUGAAAACAGCACAGAGUGCAAACUGAUACUUACUAAAGCAUGUCAGAGUUGCAAAUUAAUCCCUGAAAAUGUCAGUGAAUCUGAGCUGAGGCUUUGAAUUUGUCCAUGUAGUACAGCAGAGAAGGAAGCUAUCAAAACCCCACACCAUGCCUUGCACGUGCCAGGUGGGCUUGAGGUGUAUUUUGAAUACCUUCAUUGUUAGGCAGUGGAAAUUGAUUCUGGCUGAAAGCCAGGUUUUUGAGCCCAGAAAUCACCAAAUUAGAACCCCUUGUCAAUUCAGUCCACUUCUAGCCUUGUAGGUAAGCUAUAAAUAACCAGCAUUCAACCACCAUCUGAAAAUGAUGUUGCAGAACUGGACUUGAAGCAAAGACCGCAGACAGGCACUUCCUCAGACAACGUCAAAUUAAGCUCUCAGUAUGCACCCUUCUGAGCUCUCCUCACUAAUAAUGAUAACACCAUUUGCAUUUCUGCAAUCUCAGGUGCCUGGGAGCACAUAGACAUUUCUGGGAGCCAGAGAGGUAAGGAAGCAUUGAAGCUACUGACCAAACGCUAUCCCUGAAUACACUGAUCUGUGUGAAUACCUCAUCCUGGACUUGCAAGUGUUUCACUGUGCUCACAGCACUUUUAAUUUCUCAGCACUGCUCAUCAGGCAUCAGAACUGAGACAGGAGGGGCACAAACCCACAUUCCUGUGGGUCCAGGUUAUGCAAUUGGAGAGUAAUUAAAUCAAACACCAGCCAAUCAAGGGAUCUGUCCUGCUUCUCCCACACCUGGGAGCAGGAUGCUUUCCUGCUCCUGUCAGCCCCAGGAUGAGCCUGUGGGGAGGCAGUGAGCAGUUCCUGCAUGUUACCUGUUCCACGCUAUCAGCUGCAUGCUGGGGUUGGCUCAGCUGCUCCUCAGGCAGAGGUUGGGCACAGAAUCAGGGUGGCACUGUGUGGGCAGCCAGGAGCGACGCAGGCAUCAGCAAGAACAUCAGCUGGAGGGCUGAAAGUGCAUUUGAUAAAAAGCCUUUGUAGAGGAGUUUGUUUUGCAAGUAGUUGUGUAUUCUGUAUGCAGUGUGCAGCAGUGCCCGCAAUCUUCUUUUGGGCUGAAAAUUAUUAGGAAAUAUGUCUAACUAUUGGAGAGAACAAGUUGCCCUCCUGAAAUGAAUCUUGAUUUUAUCUGUCUUUAAAUCCAAUUUAGAUUUCAAACAAAACAAAACAAAGAUAACAGUAUCCUUUCUUACCACUGGGAUGUGGGCCGUGGGACUGCUUCUGCUGCGUGGGCAGCUGUGGGCUGCAGAAUUGUCACACAGAUGCAACUCUGGAUCCGUGGCAGCUCACAGAUUUGCCAUUUAUGCACAAAACAAUCAUAGAUCCAAAUCACACAAGAAAAAGGUUUAUUGAAAAAUAAAGUUCUCCCUAGUUUUUUUCUACAACAGUGAAAACAAAGCAUUUUUCUAUGCCAUUAAAGUACAGACAUUUACGUUUCUAAAAAAAAUAAAAUAAUCAUCUUAUCCUAUUGAACCCCAGUAACUUGACAGUAUCUGAAUCACUGUGUUCUCAUCUUUCCGAAUCAAACUGUUUGAAUGCAAUAUAGUGGAACACAACUAUUCAAAUAAAGACUUUAGGAGAGAAUUCCAACUGAACACACACAGUAACCAGCCUGAUCCUGAAGUUCUUACAAAACUCAUAAAAACUCCAAUUCCAAAUUAUUUUCUGCAAAAAGCAGCCUUUGUUUUUACAGAUUUCAGUAGGUUUUUGUUUAAUUUCUCCCCUUACAGUGCUACAGGGAUUACUCAAUUUUCUA